AUGCUAGCGGUAUCGAAAAAAACCUCACGACCCAGUGGGGGUACCAGUCCCAGUGGUUCUGAAGAAUCCCCCCCUGGGCGGCUGCGACCAGAAACUAUUCGCUUUCUGAGCGUAGGAGGCUCAGCUUCUGCCCACGUAUUCUGGGGGGAGCCAAUACCCUCUCAACUCCCAUUGCUCGAGGUAUCGGAAAAAAAAACGUACCCCAGGGGUCUUCCCUGGGGAGGGGGGGGGGGGUACCACCAGGCUCACUUCGGCCCCCCCUUCCACCGCUCUCCG
Iphiclides podalirius (scarce swallowtail) is the source of this 276-nucleotide messenger RNA. Lineage: Eukaryota; Metazoa; Arthropoda; Insecta; Lepidoptera; Papilionidae. The record is from the annotation of a GenBank genome assembly.